ACUGCCACCACACACUCUCUCUCACCUCUCCCACCAACCCUCAUCUAGAAGCUCUCUCUCUCUCACACACACACACACAUAGAGUCAAAAGCUUAUAUAUAAGGCCACAUCAAGGAGUCGCUAAAGGGCCGGCCUUGAUGCUCAAGCACACCAAGCAAGGUUAGGCAUUCAUACAAUCAGUAUUAGCAAUUGUACCCCAUAAAAUUAAAACAACGGUUUUAGAAAAUUAAAUAUACUAAUAUAUAAGGUUUAGUAGUAGAAAUUAUAAAGGAAGAUCAUAGUCAUGGGAAGGUCUCCUUGCUGUGAGAAGGCUCACACAAACAAAGGCGCAUGGACUAAGGAAGAAGACGAUCGGCUCGUGGCAUACAUCCGGGCCCACGGCGAGGGCUGCUGGCGCUCCCUCCCCAAGGCCGCCGGCCUCCUCCGCUGCGGCAAGAGCUGCCGCCUCCGCUGGAUCAACUACCUCCGCCCCGAUCUCAAGAGGGGCAACUUCUCCCCACAAGAAGACGAACUCAUCAUCAAACUUCACAGCCUUCUCGGCAACAAGUGGUCUCUUAUAGCGGGGAGGUUGCCGGGGCGGACAGACAACGAGAUCAAGAACUACUGGAACACGCACGUAAGGAGAAAGCUCGUGAGCCGAGGAAUUGAUCCGACAACGCAUCGCCCCAUGAAUUGGCCUUCAGCAUCUCAACAAAGCAAAGAGGAGAGUAGAGAAAAGUGCCCAGAUUUGAACCUUGAUCUGAGAAUCAGCCCUCCACGUCAGCAGCAGCAGCAGAAGCAAGAAGUCUUCAAAACGGGCACGAGUAGUACCUUGUGCUUCGCGUGUAGUCUCGGCAUCCAAAAUAGCAAAGAUUGCAGCUGCACAAAUGCUAGUGCUAAUUCCGGACAUGAUUUUUUGGAUUAUAGAAGAUUGGAGAUGAAAUAAAAUGAAGCGUCUUAUCUGAAUUAACUUCUUAUUAUAAAUUUAGCUAGAAUACUUACGUCCCACUAUUUUUCUCAUUGUAAAUGUAUUUUUGCAGAUCGAUCACGACCAAUUUAAGUCACAUUUUGCAGAGAUAUUAUUA
This is a messenger RNA of Salvia splendens (bonfire salvia), 1064 nucleotides long. Its product is annotated as myb-related protein 308-like. The coding region runs from base 284 to 925 and encodes 213 amino acids. The transcript has 2 exons. NCBI's taxonomy places the organism in Eukaryota, Viridiplantae, Streptophyta, Magnoliopsida, Lamiales, Lamiaceae. The record is from RefSeq and is a predicted model, not a curated record.